ACGAUCGUGAUAAGUAUACCGCAAAUGUAGUGUUGCUGUGAUUACGGGUUAAGCGAGUCAAAAUGAUUUCUAGAUCUUCCUGUUUCACUGAAAAGAGUUGUGGUUCCUACGUCUGGAGGAAGCUACCGUGUGGUGUGUGGCAAGGGUACGUUGCACAGUAGUGUCCUUUUUACGUCAGUCUUGCUCCUUUCAUUGUUAGUUGUGGCACAAUAGGAACUGUCAUUUCGCUAUUGUGCAGAUCCGAACGCGAUGACUUGCAAAGAGGUGUUUAGCUCAUGAAGACUGAGAACACACAGUGACCAGACAGCCAGCAUGUGGUGUGUAUUUGGUUGUGGCUGACGGUAUAUAGACCAGUAGUGUCCUUUUCACCCCAAGUUUAUUCCAUUCUCUGAUACUUUCAUGAAAGGCCAAAAGUUUUGAAUUGCAAAGAGAAGUUAAGAGCGUGACAGUGGGAAAUACGGUGAUUUGACGGGCAGUGUGUGUUGUGUGCAGUGGAGGGCGGUAGUGUCACUUCACCCCAAUUUAAUUAAUCCACUGAUGCUUCCCUGUGAGUCCUAAAAGUGUUCGCGUGUAAAGAGAUGUUUGGGAGGUGACAAUGUGGGACACACAGUGAUCCAAGGAAGGCUCGUAUACUGUCAGUAGUUGAGCUGGGAGCGUGCAUCGUGCGUUCGUGACGGGAGUGAACUGUGGGUGUGAGAGGUCAUGGAGGCGCCCUUCGAGCUGGCGGACGUGCUGGAGUACAACGGCACACUGUGGGUGAACGAGGAGGACCCGGUGCAGCUGGCCUGGGUGCAGGCGCUGCUCGGCCUGCUCUACGGCGCCAUCUUCGUCGUGGGGGUGACGGGCAACCUGCUGGUGCUGGUGGUGGUGGCGCGCGCGCGGCCCGCCCACACGCUCACCAACCUGUUCAUCGGCAACCUCGCGCUCAGCGACCUCAUGCUGUGCCUGCUGUGCGUGCCCUUCACGCCGCUCUACACCUUCAUGGGCCGCUGGGUCUUUGGCGCCUUCCUCUGCCGCGUAGUCGUGCUGGCACAGGGCACCAGCGUGUACGUGUCGUCGCUGUCGCUGGCGGUGGUGGCUGCGGACCGGUACGUGGCGGUGACGCAGCCGCUGCGCGCGCGGCCGCGCGGCACCUGCUGCCUGCUCUCCGUGGCGGCGGUGUGGCUGUGCGCGUGCGCGGGCGCGCUCCCGUACGCGCUGCACGUGCAGCACCGGCCGGCCGACGGCGCCUGCGAGGAACACUGGCCGUCGGCGCGCGCGCGCGCCACCUUCGGCGCCGCCACCUUCUGCGCGCAGCUGGCCGUGCCGCUCGCCGUCGCCGCCUUCUGCUACGGCCGCGUCUGGCUGCGGCUGCGCGCGCGAGAGCGCGACCGGCGGCGCGCGCGCGCGCGCGGCGCACUCUGCGCCUGCUGGUGGCCGUCGUGGCGGUGUUCGCCGCCUGCUGGCUGCCGCUGGCGCUGCUCAACCUGGCCGCCGACCUGA
This is a messenger RNA of Schistocerca nitens (vagrant locust), 1482 nucleotides long. RefSeq names its product prolactin-releasing peptide receptor-like. Gene Ontology annotation, biological process: G protein-coupled receptor signaling pathway. Lineage: Eukaryota; Metazoa; Arthropoda; Insecta; Orthoptera; Acrididae. Gene Ontology annotation, cellular component: neuron projection; plasma membrane. Gene Ontology annotation, molecular function: neuropeptide binding; neuropeptide Y receptor activity. The record is from RefSeq and is a predicted model, not a curated record. The transcript has 3 exons. The coding region runs from base 703 to 1482 and encodes 259 amino acids.